AUGGUUUCUGUCUUGCUCUCCUUGAGUCUUUCCCAUCUGGGCCUGUGGGCUGCUGGAUUGAUCUCGAUCUUAGGCUUCUUCAAGCUCAUCCGUCUGCUGUUGAGGAGGCAGAUGCUGGCCAGGGCUAUGGACAGUUUCCCAGGUCCCCCCACCCACUGGCUCUUUGGGCAUGCUCAGGAGAUCCAGCAGACAGGGAGCCUGGACAAGGUGGUAUCCUGGGCCCACCAGUUCCCUUAUGCCCACCCACUCUGGCUUGGACAGUUCCUUGGCUUCCUGAACAUCUCUGAGCCCGACUAUGCCAAAGCUGUGUACAGCCGAGGGGAUCCUAAGGCUGCGGAUGUGUAUGACUUCUUCCUCCAGUGGAUUGGGAAAGGCCUACUGGUGCUCCAGAGGCCCAAGUGGUAUCAGCACCACAAGCUGCUCACACCUGGCUUCCACUACGAUGUGCUGAAACCCUAUGUGGCUGUGUUCGCCAACUCCACGCACGCUAUGCUGGACAAGUGGGAGGAAAAGGCUCGUGAGGAUAAGAGCUUUGACAUCUUCUGUGAUGUGGGCCACAUGGCACUGGACUCACUCACGAAGUGCACCUUUGGCAAAGGAGACAGCGGUCCGGGCCACAGGGACAGUAGCUACUACUCGGCCGUCAGCGACCUCACUCUGCUUAUGCAGCGGCGCAUUGAGUCCUCCCAGUACCAGAACGACUUCAUCUACUGGCUCACCCCACGUGGCCGCUGUUUCCUGCGGGCCUGCCAGGCAGCCCACGACCGCACAGACCAGGUCAUCAGGGAAUGAAAGGCAGCCCUGCAGGAUGAGAAAGAGCAGCAGAAGAUCCAGAGCUGGAGACACCUGGACUGCCUGGACACUCUUCUGGGGGCUCAGGAUGAAAAUGGGAUCAAGUUGUCAGACGCAGAUCUCCGGGCUGAGGUGCACACAUUCAUGUUUGAAGGCCAUGACACCACCACCAGUGGCAUCUGCUGGUUUCUCUACUGCAUGGCCCUGCACCCCGAGCACCAGCAUCGUUGUCGGGAGGAGGUCUGCGAGAUCCUUGGGGACCGGGAUUCCUUCCAGUGGUGA
This is a messenger RNA of Neomonachus schauinslandi (Hawaiian monk seal), 1074 nucleotides long. Its product is annotated as cytochrome P450 4B1. The transcript is spliced from 8 exons. NCBI's taxonomy places the organism in Eukaryota, Metazoa, Chordata, Mammalia, Carnivora, Phocidae. Gene Ontology annotation, molecular function: oxidoreductase activity, acting on paired donors, with incorporation or reduction of molecular oxygen; iron ion binding; heme binding. The record is from RefSeq and is a predicted model, not a curated record.